Closterium sp. NIES-67 is the source of this 245-nucleotide messenger RNA. NCBI's taxonomy places the organism in Eukaryota, Viridiplantae, Streptophyta, Zygnematophyceae, Desmidiales, Closteriaceae. The record is from the annotation of a GenBank genome assembly.
GUUGAUAAAGAGGAGGAGAGAGCGGACGAGGAGAAAGAGGAGGUGGAAGAGGAGGAGGAGGAGGAGGAGGAGGAGGAGGAGGAGGAGGAGGAGGAGGAGGAGGAGGAGGAGGAGGAGGAGGAGGAGGAGGAGGAGGAGGAGGAGGAGGAGGAGGAGGAGGAGGAGGAGGAGGAGGAGUAGGAGGAGGAGGAGGAGGAGGAUGUCCUGGGAAGCUUGGUGAGCGGGGGCGACAUGGUGAAAGCAAA